UUAAAUGUCAUAUGUCAAUACUCUGUCAAUCAAUCUGUCAUUCCUUUUUUACCGUUUGCAUUUUGUUAUCAAUUUAAUAGAUUAUUUAUUUAUUUAUUUACACACGAUGAGCGAUAAGCAGGAAGUGUCCGAGACGCUAAAAGCCGCGCACUCUUAUCUAACUCGCUUGAAGAAUCUCAAUAACAUGAUCCAGAACGCGGAACGUCAAAUACAAGACUCCUCGAAAGAAACCGAAAGGACCAUUGAAACGACUUUUAGCACCUUGUUGGCGAACUUGACGCAAAUUUUACUCAAUCGUAAAGACAAUUUAAUCACCAGGGUCCAAGAAACUAGGCACCAGAGUUUAGCACCUUUAGAGGAAUGUAGGGCCGAUAUUUCUAGACGAGUUGAAAAAACGCACAAACUGAUUUUCGAGGGGCAACGGCUACUCAACGGGGCCACCAAAAACGUAGAUGAAUUUAGCCAAAAGUCAAGCUCAUUGGGGAGUCUUCCGGAAAUACCUGAACUCAAAGAAGUGCCUUUCAUUUCGUUUCAAUGCGAACCCAGCGUGGAGUCAGAGUUGCUGGAUAUGUGUUCACAGUUUGGAGAAGUGUUUAAAAUCGCCCCAGUUCAAAUUAGCCAAACUGUUGAACGACCCGGCGCCAUUCUCGUCGAGUGGCAAAGCGUAGAAAACGACGACCGUUGCGUCGAUAUUCAAGAAUUCCGGCUGCAAAGAGCCUUUGGGGACGUUACAGCCCAGCAGCACUUAAAGGCAAAUUUUUCAGAUUGUUAUUUAGGUUUAGAGACACAGUUUUUACUUAAAGAUUUGCAAGCCAAUCAACUUUAUUCCUUUAGAGUGUGUUGCAAGUUUGAAGGGUCCAGUGAGUGGAGCCCUUGGUCGCUACCUCACGUAACUUCCACCACGAUAAAGCCGUUUUCGUGGGCUCCCAAUAAAGAUUUUAUUCUUGCCGACGGAAACAGGAUCGCCACUCCUGUUAAAGAUGCGCCGUCUGUGUUGAUCUCAGAUGGCCCCCAGUUCGCCGUUGGUUAUUCCGUUGAAUUUAUGUAUUUAGAGUUUGAUAAUAAAUGUUCUACUAUUGGAUUAAUCGUUGCUAAUGAUGCUAAUAACGUAAAACGUGUUAAAAGUGAAGAUCACAGUUACUUUGCUCUGGAUAGCACUGGUGAGAUUUUCGUCGAUGGAGUAAAGAAAUCUACAAAGUUACCUGAAGCCGCCAAAGGAUUAAAAAUUUGUUUCAUGUGUGAGUUGAUUCACGAUGACAAAGUCAGAGUCAACAUUGACACUUGUGAUAAACAGGUCACAUACGACUGGCAAAUAUGUAAAUCAGACAAGCUCUAUUUCGUAGCGCAAUUACAAUCACCUGCUAGUAAAAUUAUCGUUGAAUAAUUUGUUGUUGUAUGUGUAAAUAAAUAAACAUUUCUUUACCCUA
This is a messenger RNA of Zophobas morio, 1427 nucleotides long. RefSeq names its product cytokine receptor-like factor 3. The coding region runs from base 5 to 1384 and encodes 459 amino acids. The transcript is spliced from 5 exons. NCBI's taxonomy places the organism in Eukaryota, Metazoa, Arthropoda, Insecta, Coleoptera, Tenebrionidae. Gene Ontology annotation, molecular function: protein binding. The record is from RefSeq and is a predicted model, not a curated record.